AUGUCCCGAAUCGGCGAGGCUCUUCGAGGAGGACUUCUCUGGGGCAAGGGCGAUCGUCUUCCAGGCGGCGGCGACCUGUGCAGAGGUGACCUCCGCAUCGGUGAGCGUGGCGGAAGGGACGUCCGUGACGCUAAUGACGGUGGCGGCGACCUUGUUCGAUCCCGUCUUCUGGGGCUAUCGGGUCUGGCACGAUCUCGAGAGCGAUCGCGCCUGAACCCAAUGCUCCUGGAUCUACGGCGCGGGGCGUAUCUUCCUGGCACAUAG
Cordyceps fumosorosea ARSEF 2679 is the source of this 264-nucleotide messenger RNA. RefSeq lists its product as hypothetical. NCBI's taxonomy places the organism in Eukaryota, Fungi, Ascomycota, Sordariomycetes, Hypocreales, Cordycipitaceae. The transcript has a single exon. Bases 1 to 264 code for a protein of 87 amino acids. The record is from RefSeq and is a predicted model, not a curated record.